This is a messenger RNA of Penicillium atrosanguineum, 447 nucleotides long. RefSeq lists its product as uncharacterized. NCBI's taxonomy places the organism in Eukaryota, Fungi, Ascomycota, Eurotiomycetes, Eurotiales, Aspergillaceae. The record is from RefSeq and is a predicted model, not a curated record. Bases 1 to 447 code for a protein of 148 amino acids. The transcript has a single exon.
AUGACCUAUAGCUCUUUUGAUGACGAUGCAGAUCAACCUCGGAUAAUUGACCCAUUGGAACCAACUUGGCACGACGCCCCCACUCCUGGAUAUUUCGGUAGAACAUCCGAGACGUCGUAUUCCCCCAGCCCUACCCCGUAUCGUGCCACGGGUCAGCCACAGUCGGAUCAACUCAAUUUUCUACCAUUUGCCGAACGGGAAGAAGGUGGCGAAUACGAUGAAGAGCCGCCGAGAUAUGUCAGCUACACAAUCGAAUGGAAGCUUAUACUCAACCGCAAGACGGUAGGUAGAGUGACCGAAGAAGAUUUGGUUGUAGCUCCUAGCGAGUAUUGGGAGGAGACUCUGAAAGCAGCAGUUGAAGAUAUGCUGCAAAUGAAAAAGAAACGUCAUCAGAGAGUUCGAUCUGAGGGCACAGCUAUCAUGAUGAAAUCGAGUGACCGGUCCUAG